Molecule: messenger RNA, 8066 nt
Organism: Xenopus laevis (African clawed frog)
Lineage: Eukaryota; Metazoa; Chordata; Amphibia; Anura; Pipidae
Gene: thbs2.L
Product: thrombospondin 2 L homeolog
Exons: 22
Coding region: 294-3821 (1175 amino acids)
Biological process (GO): negative regulation of angiogenesis; cell adhesion
Cellular component (GO): extracellular region; sarcoplasmic reticulum
Molecular function (GO): calcium ion binding
Source: RefSeq, a predicted model, not a curated record
AUUGUCAGGUCUGGGGAGGAUUAUGUCAUCCCAGCUAUGGAAUGAUGAGCUUUUUUUUUAACUUCUUAAAAAUGCUUCCUUAUGGAACUGAUUGACAGAAUGGAGAGAAGAGCAGAGUAUAUAAAGAGACUGAACUCCUAUUCCAAGCCACUCCAGACAAGGCUCCCCUGAAAGGAAAACUUUUGAACUUCAAUUCAUGGUCACCUCUGUGCACUUUAUUACGGAUAUUUGGCUUGGGCUAUAAACAAGGCAGUCAAGUUUUACUCGGCUUUGCUCCUUUUUUAUCAGGAGUUAUGCUACAAAGAAAAUUGUUGUUACUACACAUCUUGAUAUCAUUCGGUGUUUCUAUCUAUGGUCAAGAUGAAGAGAAAGAAGAUGAAACAAAUUUUGAUCUAUUUGAAAUCAGUAACAUAAAUAAAAGGACAAUUGGAGCUAAAAUAUUUCGUGGACAUGAAUCCAGCUCUCCAGCAUUUCGAUUCCUUCGUUUUGAUCACAUCCCUCCUGUUAAUAGUGAGAAGGUGAAGCAGAUAACCGAGCUGAUGCAACAAAAUGAAGGCUUUAUUCUUACAGCCACAAUGAGACAAGACAAGCACAACAGGGGGACUUUAAUUGCAAUUGAAGGUCCUGGUAUCUCCAAUAGACUCUUUGAGCUAGUUUCAAAUGGACGAGCCAAUACAUUGGAUCUAAUUUAUUGGGUUGAUGGAUCUCAGAAUGUUAUAUCCUUAGAGGAUGUUGACCUGGCAGACUCUCAAUGGAAAAAUAUUACAGUUCAGUUGUUGGGUGAAAACUUUAACCUUUAUAUUGGCUGUGAUCUGAUAGACAGCUUCCAGUUAGAGGAAACAUUUUAUGAGCAUCUAAAGGCCGAUAACGUCAAGAUGUUUUUAGCUAAGGGUUCAAUACGUGGAAACCACUUUCGGGGACUGCUUCAAGAUGUACGUCUAAUUUUUGACAUAUCAAUUGAAGAUGUUUUGAGAAAGAAAGGCUGUCAGCUAAGCCACACAGGUGAAGUCAAUACCAUCAGUGAAAAAACAGAAAUUCUUCACCUCUCUCCUAUGACCACUGAAUAUGUUGGCCAGAAGAUAGAAAAGCAGAUUGAUUUUUGUGACCACUCUUGUGAUGAAUUGGGAAGUAUGUUCACUGAGCUGACCAGGCUACGCAUUCUUGUAAACAACCUUCUAGAUAACCUUCAGAAAGUGUCUGAAGAAAACCAAGUAUUGUGGGAACUUAUUGGGCCCAAUAAAACUCUCAAAAACCAGUCAAUGUGCUGGCAAGAUGGACGUGUGUUUGCAGAUAAUGAAGACUGGAUUGUGGACAGCUGCACAAAAUGUACUUGUCAGAAUUCAAAAACAGUUUGUCAUCAGAUUACUUGCCCUCCAGUGCACUGUGCCAGCCCAUCCUUCAUUGACGGCGAGUGUUGCCCUAUGUGCUUCCCAAUGGAUAGUGAAGCUGGCUGGUCUCCAUGGUCUGAGUGGACAGAGUGCUCUGUGACUUGUGGCUCUGGAACACAGCAGCGAGGAAGAUCAUGUGAUGCCACCAGUAGCAGUUGUGAAGGUUCAUCUAUCCAAACUAGGACAUGUCAUCCUGGGAAGUGUGACAACCGCAUACGUCAGGAUGGUGGCUGGAGUCAUUGGUCACCUUGGUCAGCAUGUUCUGUCACCUGUGGAAUUGGCAAUAUCACACGUAUUCGACUGUGUAACUCCCCUAAACCACAGCUAGGUGGGAAAAACUGUACAGGAGCUGGGCGUGAAACCAAGCAAUGUGAAGGAAUCCCAUGUCCAAUAAAUGGGAAAUGGGGACCCUGGUCACCUUGGUCCAGCUGUACUGUCACAUGUGGUGGAGGUCUGCGAGAGAGAUCUCGUCUCUGUAAUAACCCCAAGCCACAGUAUGGAGGAAAGAAGUGUGGUGGUGAACCUAAAGAAAAGGAAAUGUGCAAUAAGCAGGACUGUCCUAUUGAUGGAUGUUUGUCUAACCCCUGCUUUCCUGGAGCAGAAUGCAAUAGCUAUCCUGAUGGAUCCUGGUCAUGUGGAGCAUGUCCGGUUGGUUUUGUCGGCAAUGGGACCUUCUGUGAAGAUCUUGAUGAGUGUGCCCUGGUAUCAGAUGCUUGCUUCCAAUUGGGUGGACUUCAUCGCUGUGUGAAUACAGAUCCAGGCUAUCAUUGCUUGCCAUGCCCACCUCGUUACAAAGGUACCCAGCCUUUUGGUGUAGGCAUUGAAGUAGCAAAGAAGGACAAACAAGAAUGUGAACCUAUAAAUCCAUGCAAGGAUAAAAGUCACAACUGCCACAAAUAUGCAGAAUGUAUAUACAUUGGCCACUUUAGUGACCCUUCCUACAAAUGUGAAUGCCGAACAGGAUAUGCGGGCGAUGGUAUUAUCUGCGGUGAAGACUCAGAUUUAGACGGAUGGCCCAAUAAUAACUUGAUCUGUGCUGCCAAUGCCACUUACCAUUGUAUUAAAGAUAAUUGCCCUCUCCUGCCUAAUUCAGGGCAAGAGGACUUUGACAAGGAUGGAGUUGGUGAUGCUUGUGACAAAGAUGAUGACAAUGAUGGGGUGGAUGAUGAAAAGGAUAAUUGUCCCCUGCUUUAUAACCCACGUCAGUUUGACUAUGACAAAGAUGAAGUUGGCGAUCGCUGUGAUAAUUGUGUCUAUGUACACAAUCCAGCCCAGAUUGACACUGACAAUAAUGGAGAGGGAGAUGCUUGUGCUGCUGAUAUUGAUGGUGAUGAUAUCUUGAAUGAGCUUGAUAAUUGCCCAUAUGUCUAUAAUACCAACCAGAAAGAUACUGAUAUGGAUGGUGUUGGGGACCAGUGUGACAACUGUCCUUUAAUGCAUAAUCCAGACCAGACUGAUGUGGAUAAUGAUUUAGUUGGUGACCAGUGUGAUAACAAUGAAGACAUUGAUGAAGAUGGUUAUCAGAACAACUUGGACAAUUGCCCUUACAUCCCUAAUGCAAACCAAGCUGACCAUGAUAAGGAUGGUAGAGGGGACGCUUGUGAUUCAGAUGAUGACAAUGAUGGUGUUCCCGAUGAACGAGACAACUGUCGGCUUGUUUAUAAUCCUGACCAAAAGGAUUCUGAUGGUGAUGGUCGGGGUGAUGCUUGCAAGGAUGACUUUGAUAAUGACAGCAUUCCAGAUAUUUUUGAUGUGUGCCCUGAGAAUAGUGACAUUAGUGAAACUGACUUCAGGAAAUUUCAGAUGGUACCUUUGGAUCCAAAGGGAACUGCACAGAUUGAUCCCAACUGGGUGAUUCGCCACCAGGGCAAGGAAUUGGUACAGACAGCCAACUCCGAUCCUGGCAUAGCUGUGGGUUUUGAUGAAUUCAGCGCAGUUGACUUCAGCGGUACAUUUUAUGUGAACACAGACCGUGAUGAUGACUAUGCAGGCUUUGUUUUUGGUUACCAAUCCAGCAGUAGGUUUUAUGUGCUCAUGUGGAAGCAGGUCACUCAGACAUACUGGGAGGACAAGCCAUCUAGAGCUUAUGGAUACUCUGGUGUGUCUGUCAAAGUUGUCAACUCCACAACAGGAACUGGGGAGCAUUUAAGAAAUGCCCUCUGGCAUACUGGGAAUACACCAGGAGAGGUAAGAACCUUGUGGCAUGACCCCAAAAAUGUUGGCUGGAAAGAUUAUACUGCUUACAGGUGGCAUCUGACUCAUAGACCUAAGACUGGGUUUAUAAGAGUAGUAGUAUAUGAAGGGAAACAGAUCAUGGCAGAUUCAGGCCCUCUUUAUGACAAGACGUAUGCUGGUGGACGACUGGGGCUCUUUGUUUUCUCCCAAGAAAUGGUUUACUUCUCUGAUCUGAAAUAUGAAUGUAAAGAUUUCUGAAAUCACAUUCAUGCCAUAUGUGGAAUGUACUGUAGAUCCUGAGUGACCAAGACACCUCAGCUCACCCUGGUAUUUCCAGACUUCAUUCACUUUACCUCUACAGGGAGAGCAACACCUCAUGUACUCUCUGAGAUGGAAACAGAGCAGAUGAUAUUUAUGAACGCCAUACAUAGAGAAAAGAUACAAAUGCAUCAUGACAGCUGUAGAGUUAAUGAACCCGCAAUAUAGAGAUUUGUACAUUCUCUAGUGAUACUGCUUUAAUAUAACUUAAGAUAGGGUUACUAGACAUAUCUCCUAACCCAUAGCUAUUUAACCUGUUUCUGUCGUCUUCAUUUUGCCAACAAAAUGCCUUUACUAAUGUUUGUUUUGAAUUGAUAUGGACUAAUCCAAUGUAAGCCCAAUAUCAUGCAUUGGUAAUGGUUAGUUAAUAGUUCUGCCAAUUAUGUCUGUUUCCUGGCAAGAAACAUUUCUAUAUAUAUUACCUGUGUACAAAAAAAUUGAGAAACUGAGUUUACGAGGAAGAUAAUGUUAUCUCUUGAGUUUUAGGGUAAAAGAUCAAAGCACUUUGUUCCCACACACCAAUACACGCACCCAUUAUAGAAUACCAGAAAUAUAUAAUAACAUACUAUACAUAAUUGAUAUUAUGCCCUUGGUUAUCAUUUUAAGCUUAAACUAGCACAAUGAAAAAAGUGUUGUAUAAAUGAAAGGUACAUUUAGAAUAUUUAGAGGUUUAAAUACACAUGCCCAUUAAAAAGGACAAUGCUACAGAUUUUGCUGUUUAGGUCAUCAUGUUUUACAUGCCCCAAAUAUACUUCAACAAAAUGCCCAAAUACUUGCAUGUUUUGAAACAAACAAAUUAAGCAGCCAAAAUGCUGUCAUUAUCCCCGGUGCCAUUGCAAUAAUUGAGUGCCUUUACUCACAAUAAUUUUAGUUUGAAAAUGCAAAGCAGUUUAUUAAUUAAAUUUAAUUUAAUUUUAUGCAGGCCUUAAGGAUCAGUGUGAAUCAUAUAUUAGCCAUUGAAAGUUCAGUUGUAAACAGCUACACGUAGAGGCCCAUUUAUCAAGGGUCCAAUUUUUUUAAAUUCGAAUAUAUACUCACAAUUCGACUUGGAGGUUAUUUAAGAAAAAAAUUGAAUGUCUAAUAAUCAAUCUAAUCUUAUUAAUUUCAGAAUUGAUUUGUAUGAAUUGAGUUUUUCUCCAGAAAAAAACUUUUGGCUAUUAACAUCUCCAAAUAGCUCAAUGGACCUCUGACUUGUAAAUUAGCUCGGCAGGUUUUUGCCAAAUUCUCGAAUUAGGACUGUUUCCAUGGUCAAGGUGUGAUAAAUCUCACAUUCAAAUUUACAUUCGAAUUGGAGGAUUAGAAUUCCAAUGUGUGAAUUUUGACACUCAAAUUUACUAUUUGACUCUUGAUAAAUCUGCACCUUAUUGUCUGUAAAAACAAGUGCCUUUAAGUGGUUAAGAACCAUUUUUCAAUGGAUAGUUCAGGGAUUUUUUCCAUAAACAGCUGAUAAACAUAUGGGAUCUAUUAUCCAGAGCCUGGCUUUCUAGAAAGCUCCAAAAAAAAGGCAAUGGCAUUUUACUUAGAGACCUAUUUGACAAAUUUGCUUUUUCUCUGUACUAAUAUGGCAGUAUCUUAGUUAGCAUAAAUCCAUGUUGGUGACAAAAAAAAUGUUUAAGUAGCUUUAAUUUUUAAGUAGCUUUAAGGCAUCGUGCUUCCGAGCAUUCCAGAUAUGUACAAUAUAUUUUUCUGUUUCAUAUGAAAACAUCCCACCAUCAUUUUUGAAUGAAGACUAGGUUACAGCAAUAUAUCUAUGAAGGGCUUCCCAAAGUAAAGUAUGCCAAUUUAUCGGCAGUAUUUUCAUUACAAAAGAAUCAGCAUAUUCGUUAACAUAUUAAUUGUAUUAAGCAUCAGUCUAUGGCCUAUUGAUUUUAUAAAAUAAAUUAUUUAUAUUACCAAAGCACAAGAACCAAGAGCUGAUUGAAACGUUACCAUAAAGUGCAAGUGACUUUUACUCAUUUAUGAAUUCACAAUGUGUCAGUCAACUACAUAUAACUGUGUUUCCUUUGACAUCUUCAUGCAAUGUGUCAUAUGAUAUGCAUCAAAGCAAAUAUUUUUUAUUCUAUGUUUCAUUUACCAGGAUCAUUUUUUAAUAAAUAUAUAUAUAAACAAAAACAUACAUCCUUUAUAUAUAUAUAUAUAUAUAUAUAGGAUGUAUGUUUUUGUUUUCCCAAAAACUAGGGCCUAUAAAGUACCUAUUUCAAAAAUACUUCAGGUAACCGUGAGACACUUUAGACUUUAUAAACUCUUUUGCAUUUUAAGAUAAUAAUCUGGUCACAAUCAGUAUGGUACUUUAUUAUACAAUUAUAUCAUGAGAUAUUUUCUAUAAAAUAGGAACAGAUUUUAAUUGCUUAUUCUUUAUUUAGAAUGCAGAAAUACAGAAAAGGAAAUAUAACUGUGUAUAGAAAUGUAUGUCUGAAAGUCAUAAAUGGAAAAUAAAAGAGAUCAUUUUUUAUAAUGUACUACAACACACUUUUACUAUACUUCUAGAAUCCUGGUGUGUUAAUUACCAACAUGGUUUUCAUUUAAUCUAACAGCUGCUUAGUGAAGCAUGUAAUGCCUUAUUCUGGUUUACUGUAACAUGAUGGAUGCGUGGAGUAUUUCGUUUGUAGCAAAAUCCCUUGCUGAUUUAUGACUGUUUUUACUGUACUUUGUUUUUGUCGUAUAUUUUUGUUGGAUGAAUACAGUUGUGUUUUGUAACUGUGUCUGUAAAUAGAAUUGUAGAACAUUACCACAAAAUUCUUUAAAAAACAUUAUUCAUUUUUAGUAUACUCCUUUUUAAUAAACUUUCAGAGUGUUUUUUAAUAAACCGAUUUUUUAAGAACAUCUAAUGUACAGAUAGAAUUUAAUAAGGAAAUUAUAUAUUAAUGGAAACUCAAAUGGGAUUACGGUAUAAAUGUUUAUUCCAUUAUUCUUUCUUUCUCUUAAGUUAAAUGAGGCAGUUUUGCCCUGUUAAGGCUUUUGUUGAACUGUCCAUACACAGUUCCAUACACCACACUUUAUUAAAUCUAUGCAUUUUCAUUGAUGAGUUGUUUACCUGGGGUUGCGUUCCACAGAUCUUUGAAUGGAACUGAUGUUGAUAUAUCAUAGACUGUACCAUAAUUUUACCUUUGUAAAUUAUUUAUGUGAUGUUUCCUUUUCUUACUUCCUUUAUUAGUUAUGUUACCUAAAAAAAGUUUCAUUUUUGUUUGACAAAAGAUUGUAAAUAAAUAAUUAUUUAUUUGGUUACUUAGUCACACUGAGCAUCCCUAGUUUAGUUAGUCACUGCUUGUUAUAUGCUAGGAAAUAAACUAUGAAUAAGGUUCAGCAAAACAUUUUGCUUUAACUGUUCUUUUGGGAGUAUAAGUUUUUUAGUACACACAGAAAGUGCAUUUCACUUAGACCAACUGCCUACUGUAAAUACUCUUUGGAUUCAGAAUGUUCAUUUUUUCCCUGGCCAAAACUGUAUAUGCAUUAAGAUUUGUUCUAUGGUGAAAGUAACAGAUUGAUAAAAGUAAGCAGUAUAUCUGAAAUAUAGCAUUUGUAUAUCAAGUUGAUGGAAAAAUCUGUUAGAUGACACUAGCCCCUGAGAUGUGUAUAGAUAUUCCUUUUCCUAACCAAUUUAAAAUACUACAUGCAACAUAAAAUUAAGGUUGAAUAGGAAUGUAAACAUUGUAGGAGCUAUAUCUGUUAAGAAAAAAAAUUCUUAUAGGACAAAUAUAGAGGCUUAUGGAAUAUAUUGGUGCUUCAUAAAUAUGUUAAUAACUUGAAAGCACCAAACUAUUAUACAGCAAUUCCAUUACAUUUACUAAUCUCGAAUGUUGUUGUGCUGACAUAUCCUACAAAGGGGGUUAAAACGAAAUAUCUUCCCCUUAAAUAUUAAAGGGGAGCCGAUUAUCCUUUCAGUUUUCAACUUCUUGCAGGACUCCUUGACUACCCUGUAGGUAAGUUUUCGAUGUUUCUAUUUUGAAUAUAAAAUGAUAAUCUUUAGAAUACAUAUUGGAAAUAGGAAUGUUAAAAUGACGUAUUCUGGUAUCAACCUCUUAUGUAACUAACUUAAAAAGAUAAUAAAAGCAGAAUUAAACACAGUGACAAUGCUGGGGUGACUAUUGCCACUAUACCAAGCUAAGUAUGAGUUGUUGAGAAUGUGUGUGGAUAUUUUUUUUUAUUUGAUGCUUUAAAAUAAAAAUCAUAAACAUUUGCACUCUU